Bipolaris oryzae ATCC 44560 is the source of this 1029-nucleotide messenger RNA. RefSeq lists its product as uncharacterized. Lineage: Eukaryota; Fungi; Ascomycota; Dothideomycetes; Pleosporales; Pleosporaceae. The record is from RefSeq and is a predicted model, not a curated record. Bases 1 to 1029 code for a protein of 342 amino acids. The transcript has 2 exons.
AUGUUCGGCUUCAUCGCCGAUGGCUUGACUGUCGUCACUACAGUCUUCUUUCCCAUCUUCGCGUCAUACAAAGCCCUCCACACAUCCGACCCAGCCCUCCUCGCACCGUGGCUGAUCUACUUUGUCGUUCUAUCUGCCUGCACAGCCGUCGAGAACACAUUCGACUUCAUCCUGAGCUGGGUACCAUUCUACUCAUGGAUCCGCUUCUUCGCACAUCUAUACCUAAUCCUACCAGGUGCUCAGGGUGCAAGUUACAUCUACCAAGAGCACUUGGAGCCGUUCCUAUACCACCACGAAAAGGAGAUUGAUGACUUCAUAACCCAGAGCCAUGACCGUGCAAAAUCGGCAGGUAUGGCCUAUAUCGAGAUGGGCAUCGAGUGGGUCAGGGUCAAUCUGCUAGGCUUCGCACCUCGCAAGCCAGAAGCGCCCCCGCCAGCGGGACAGACAUAUGCACAGAGCCUCAUGAGCAGAUUUCAGAUGCCAGCGGCAAGGGGCAGUAAUGACCUAUAUGGUCUCGUGAACCAGGCACUCAGCGGAGCGAGCGCACUGUAUACCGCUGGCACUCCCGAAACAAGGGAUGCCCAGGCCUCCGACCUGAGCCGCGGUGCAGCAAAGCUCGUGCCAGACUCGAUCCGCAACAACGAAGACCGACUCAACUACGUAGCAUCGCAACGCCAGCGCCUCGAAAGCCUCCUACAGGCGUUUGACCGCGAGCAAGAAAAUAUUCGCACCCAACAGAAGGGCGGAAAUACACACUAUGAAUCCAGCAGGAGCAGCGGUAGUCUGUCCCGCAACAGGAGCGAAGCAGAGUUUGACAGAAUCGAGCGUGACGAGCUGAGCUCUGGAUCAGACCGCCCACCAUACCCCAUCACACCACCUGCCCUGGGCCGGAGGACAAGCAGUGGAUGGAUGCCAUGGAACUGGCAGCGUCAGGAAGCAUCUCAGGACGACCCUCUGGCAUACGGACGAGACCCCGGCGAGCUGAGAAAUAGAUCAAGGGGAUCUGGGUUUGAUUUGGGAGAUCGCUAG